Molecule: messenger RNA, 2780 nt
Organism: Tetranychus urticae (two-spotted spider mite)
Lineage: Eukaryota; Metazoa; Arthropoda; Arachnida; Trombidiformes; Tetranychidae
Product: TBC1 domain family member 5
Biological process (GO): activation of GTPase activity
Molecular function (GO): GTPase activator activity
Source: RefSeq, a predicted model, not a curated record
UUUUUACUAUAAUUUGAUCAUUCAUAUGUGUCAAUGCGAAGCCAGUUUCAUCAAUGAAUCAUAAUUAACAGAUUUCCAGUUUAAUCCUGUACAUUAAUUAACCUAGCAUUACCUAAUUUAUCUCAUAUAGCUUUCUGGUUAACAAAAAUUGUUCUGGCUCUGCAACUCUCCUUCUCUCUACCUUUAUCUCUGUGUCUCUGCCUGUAUAUUGUAGACUUAUUUUCGUUGGUCUGUAUCAACAACAGCUAUACACAAAGCUAUCAUCAUCAAAACUGCUAGUUUAUUCUUUAAUGUGAAUUAUCAAAUUAAAUUAAUCUUUUUAUUAUCAUGAUCAGUUAACAGUUGUCACCCUUGGUUGAGAUUCCAUAGAAUUGUGAUUAAAGAGUCUCAGAUAUUACUUUCUUUUUUAGGUGAAAAGCUACCAACAUUGUAAACAUUUGUUCCAUAUUGUUUCAAUACAUUUAUUUUUCUCCAGCAACAUUUAUUUCUUUCAGAUAUUCAACUGUUAUUCUGACACUUAAUCUACUUUUUCAAUCACUAAUAGACAUAGCUAAUUCUGUCUUUAGUGAUAAUGAUUUAAAUUCAUCCAUUCACAGCUAACUGGUCUUCUUUAAGUUCAUCACUCGGUUGUAUUACUCUUGCAGAGUAACCCUGCUCUUUGUUUGGUUCAUGUGAUUGGGUUUACCAGUUGUUGUGUUUAUUGUUGAUGUUAACCAUGUCUUCUAAAUCACUGGAUGAUUCAUUUGAUGAAUCGCUAUUUGCUUCAGAAAUAGUGUUGGAGAGAAAACAAUCUCGAAAGGAAUCUUCAAGCUAUUAUGUAGACGAGUAUAUCAAAACAUUCAAACAAGAUAAUUUCCUGACCAAGUUGAAGAGACGAGCUAUCAAAGGUGAAUUGAGGAGUUGUCGCUUUCGAAGCAUUGCUUGGAGGAUUUAUCUUGACUGUUUGCCUGAUAGAUCUGAAGAAUGGGUAACAACAACACGGACGUUCAGAGAAGAGUACCAGGCUAUUCGUAAUAAAUAUGACACAAAUCCAUACCGUAAUAAUAACCACAAUUUCGAGGAGAACAAUCCUCUUUCUCAACAAGAAUCGAGUGUUUGGAAUAAGUAUUUCCAAGAUAACGAGUUGAAAAAUACUAUAACACAGGAUGUUGUCCGAACAUUUCCUGAGAUUGAUUUUUUCCAAAGCUCAGUAAUGCAAGAAAUGAUGUGCAAUAUUUUAUUUCACUUUGCUCGGGAAAAUCCUAAGAUCACUUACAAGCAGGGAAUGCAUGAGCUUUUGGCCCCCAUCCUUUUCGUGGUAAACUCAGACCAGCAAGCCUUAUUACAUGCAAAAGAAUUGCACCUUUUAGAGAGUGCUGAUGAAUCUACCCGAAAUGAAAUCGAAGAGCUUCUCAAUCAAGAAUAUCUCGAACACGAUACUUAUAUCAUGUUCCGACAAGUUAUGGAAACGGUUGAACCUUGGUAUAGUCAUGAAAUGAUUUCAUUCAAAAUGGAUUCCAUCAACUUUGAGCCAUUCUCAACAUCCUUAGAGCCUAGCUCGUGUUCCGUCUUAGGAAUCAAACUGAGAUUGAUUUAUGAAAAAAUUUUGAAAAGAGUUGAUUCUGAAUUAUUUUUCCAUCUCUUCAACAUGCAAAUCGAACCGCAAAUAUUCGGAAUUCGAUGGUUAAGACUACUUUUUGGCCGUGAAUUUUCUCUGCAAGAUCUUCUAGUCAUCUGGGAUGCCAUUUUCUCGGAUGGAAUUUCCUUUUCCUUAUGCGAUUACAUAUUUACCGCUAUGUUAAUAGUUAUUCGCGAUUUACUUCUUUCCAGUAAUUACUCUCAGUGUAUGAAUCAUUUAAUGAGAUAUCCAAGUGUACCUGAUACUCAAUAUAUUCUUGAUUUAGCUCUUCAUUUAAGGGAUCCUAUUAACCACCCUGAGCCUCAUGGGUACACGGUCGGGGUCCAUCCUAUCGAAGUGACACCAAGUCCUAUCCAUGUCAUUCUUCCUGACGUAAUUGAACAAAAACCAGUUCCUUCAACGAGCUCAUCAUCUCGAGAAAUAUCUGAACGAAAUACCGAUUCAGCUAAAACACCUAACCGCCCUAAAACACUGCCUAUAUUACAAGUUAACACUUCUAAAAAUCAAGUUACAAAUCAACAGAAAAGUAGUAUCAGUGAAAAACCACAAUCUGGACAAUCACAUGCACACCAGCUUCAACCAGUAUCGCAGCGACAAUCCCAAAAUGGAUCAUCCUCUCCCACAAAAGUAGUGGAUCAUCCGCUUGCACAUCCUUUGUCUUCUGAUGAUGGACCCUCUUCUGGUUAUUCACCACAACUAACUCCCAGUUUUCCUUCUGUUUUGUUCAAGAAAAAAACUCAAGAAAUGAAAUCAUUCAACAAACCAACAAAUCUCAAUGGAAAAGAGCUAGACUAUUGUUGUGAACUGUUAACCAACCAAAUCGAUAUUUUGCAGAAAACUUUAGCUGAAGAAGAGCUCAAAAAUAAUGAUGUUAUCUUUCUCGCCGUGGCUAAACUUAAAAUCGCAAGAGACCUUCUUAAAGGUACCUUAAAAUUGAACGAGAUUGAUUAGAUAGUUUUUGAUAAUUUUGUUAUGAAUAAGCUGCUAGUUUGAAUUGCUUUUGAAGACAUUCAAACAGUUUUUUUGUAAAUUGUGGAAACAGGAAAAUGAUUUUCUCAAUCACCAUAUUUUCAUUACUUUUGCAUCUGACAGUAUUUGUUGACAAUUUUGGGGUAAAAGAAAAUAGCAGAAAAUAAAUGCUAUGCAUAUUUGUACUUUUAUU